UGGUCUAUGGUUGUCUUGAAGCAGGCAGAGCUCGGGAGGCCCCUUCAACUGCUUCCUCAUAGGGUUCAUGCUGGCAGGGAUUUACUGGAGUAGCUGUACACGUCUGGAGAUCUGCAAACCAAACCCCCAAUUUCAUCGAUACAUAAGACAGCUGAGGGAAAUUCUCCAUGAAUGUACGUCACAAUGAUGAUGACCGACCAAAUCCCGUUGGAACUACCACCCUUGCUGAAUGGGGAGGUGGCUAUGAUGCCUCAUAUAGUGAAUGGGGAUGGAUCACAACAGGUUAUUCUGGUUCAGGUUAACCCUGGCGAAACAUUUACAAUAAGAGCAGAAGACGGAACCUUACAGUGUAUUCAAGGUCCUGCAGAGGUUCCUAUGAUGUCUCCUAAUGGAUCCAUCCCACCAAUACAUGUUCCACCCGGUUACAUCUCACAGGUGCUAGAAGAUAGCACAGGUGUCCGGCGAGUGGUGGUCACACCCCAAUCUCCAGAUUGCUACCCUCCCAGUUACCCAUCAGCCAUCUCCCCGACACAUCAUUUACACCCCUAUUUAGCACAGCAUCCUCAUUUUCUUCAUAAUUCACAUUCCCCUUUUUACCCACAAGUUACAGGACAUGGGGACAUACCACCCCAAUUCUUCCCACAUCAUCUUCCACCUACAAUAUAUGGAGAGCAAGAAAUUAUACCACUGUAUGGCAUGUCCAGUUAUAUUACACGAGAAGACCAGUAUUGUAAACCACAGCACAAAAAGCUCAAAGACAGACAGAUUGACCGACAGAACCGGCUGAACAGUCCGCCAUCGUCUCUAUACAAAAGUCAUCUGGGGAACUGUACUACGGUGUACAACGGCAAUGGAAAACCUCAUAAUAUGGCAAGCUAUGGAAGUGUAAGCACAGUCACGGGAAUAAAAAAAAUUGAACGUAGGGCUAGGAGUAGCCCAAAGUCCAACGAGCAAGAAACACAAGAUUAUGAAACUGAGGUAAAGAAAGCCCAAGAUGUUCUUUUGGGGAUUGAUAAAUUAAUGGUUUCUAACAUACAGUCAAGAACAGCUUUAGUCACAUGGUCUCCACCCAAUGGCUGUAUAAGUGGAGAUAAGCACAGUAAUGGCCUCUCGCAUGUAUGCAGUUAUGAGGUUGCCUUAUCAGACAAAGGGAGAGAUGGGAAAUAUAAAGUCAUUUACAGCGGAGAAGAAUUAGAGUGUCAUUUGAAAGACCUCAGGCCAGCGACAGAAUAUCAUAUAAGAGUGUAUGCAAUGAAUACAUCAGUAAAGGGAUCCGGUACAGAGCCUGUCAGCUUCACCACUCAUAGUUGUGCACCUGAAUGUCCUUUCCCACCUAAACUUUCUCACAGAACCAAAAGCGCACUAUCGUUACAAUGGAAGGUUCCAAUUGAUAACGGUUCAAAAAUCACCUGCUACCUUUUACAGUGGGAUGAGGGAAAAAGAAAUAGUGUGUUUAGAGAGUGUUAUAUGGGCAGCCAGAGGCACUGCAAGUUAACAAAGCUUUGUCCAGCAAUGGGAUACACGUUUAGAUUAGCAGCACGAAAUGACAUUGGCAAAAGUGAUUUUAGCCAGGAGGUCAUAUACUACACUUCAGGCACUAUACCCCCAACGCCGUGUGCACCUAAGCUUAUACGAGCUGGAAUUACAUGGAUAACCUUGCAGUGGAUAAAGCCAGACGGAUGUUCUCCUGAAGAGUUGGUUACAUACACCUUAGAAAUGCAGGAAGACAAUGACAGUGUAUUUCAACCCACAUACACUGGAGAAGAAUUAACAUGUACUGUGAAUAAUCUCCAAAGAAGCACACAAUAUAAAUUUAGGCUUAUUGCAUCUAAUGUUGAAGGAAGUAGCAACCCAAGUGAAAUAUUAGUGUGUACCACAAGCCCUGAUAGGCCAGGACCACCCACACGGCCUGUUGUGAAGGGAGCCAUAGCUGCACGCGGAUUCACUGUUCAAUGGGAUCCUCCUGAUGACAGCGGAGGCUCAGAAAUUCUAAAAUACCUUUUGGAGAUUACUGAAGGAAAUUCUGAAGCAAAUCAAUGGAAGGUGGCCUAUAGUGGAUCUUCAACAGAGUAUACCUGUCAUGACUUGAAACCAGGCACUUUAUACAAACUACGUGUAUGCUCCAUUAGCACAGGGGGACACAGCCAGUGUUCUGAGAGUCAGCCUAUACGCACUUUGAGUGUUGCACCAGGUCCCUGUCAGCCACCACGAGUUCUAGGGAAACCCAAGCACAAAGAAGUCCAUCUACAGUGGGAUUCCGCUGUAACAGAACCUCCGUGCCAAGUUGUGGAGUACAGUUUAGAAAUCUCAGUACCUGGAGGAGAUGCCACUGAAGUCUAUCAUGGAUGUGACUUAGAGUGUACAGUCAGUGAGCUUCUUCCUGGAACUACUUAUCAUUUCAGAGUACGAGCUUUGAAUGACGGAGGUUACGGUCCCUAUUCAGAUGCCACAGAGAUUACAACUGCAGCUGGACCACCUGCACAGUGUCGGGCACCAGUCCUGUCCUUUUUGUCUGACACAUGUGUACUUGUAAACUGGGAGAGUCCUGAGAGCAAUGGAGCAGACAUCUCAGAAUACAGACUACAGUGGGCAAAAGGAGAAGAGGUUCCAGAUUUAGUUUACAGUGGCAUGGAAACCAGUUUUCAAGUGUCUGAUCUGACACCAGCAACUCAGUAUUCCUGCAGAUUACAGGCUGUCAAUCUUUCUGGUGCUGGACCUUUCAGUGAUACAGUAAGCUGUAGUACUCCAGCAUCGGUACCAGACACUGUAUCUAACCUUUAUGUAAUGGAUGAUGCUCAUCUAGAAACCUGCACAAUCCUAACCUCAGUCCGUCUCCUGUUAAGCUGGGAAGAGCCGUGCAGCAAUGGAUCUGAAAUAAUUUCGUACAAUAUUAACAUGGGGGAUGUUACCAUCUCUGUCGGGAACGUAACAAGCCACAUUAUUGAAGCUCUGCUGCCAGAAACAUCCUAUCAGAUUCGAAUACAGGCAGUGAAUGAUAUUGGAGCUGGCCCUUUCAGCCACUUUAUCAAAGUCAAAACAAGUGCACUACCGCCGUUACCGCCUCGGUUAGAGUGCGCAGCGGCAGGACCACAGAGCCUCAAAUUAAAGUGGGGAGACAGCAGCUCCAGGACGCAGUUAUUUGAAGAUAUUGUUUAUAUUCUUCAAAUAGAGGACAAAAACAAAAGGUUUCUUCCAAUUUACAGGGGACCAAGCCACACCUACAAGGUACAGCGACUGUCUGAGUUUACUUGUUACACUUUCCGAAUUCAGGCUGUGAAUGAUGCUGGAGAAGGACCAGUCUCAGAUGUCUGUACAUUCAGCACAACAAAAUCAAUUCCUCCAUCAAUUAAAGCACCUCGGGUAACACAGUUAGAAGGAAACACGUGUGAGAUCAUGUGGGAGGCAGUAUUGCCCAUGAAAGGAGAUCCUAUUAUAUAUAUAUUACAAGUUCAAGUUGGCCGUGAAUCUGAUUAUAAACAGGUAUACAAAGGAGAAGAGACAUCAUUCCAGAUUGCAGGUCUCCAAACCAACAUGGAAUACAGAUUCCGCGUUUGUGCCUGCCGCCGUUGCCUAGAUACCUCGCAGGAGCUCUGUGGACCUUUUAGCCCAUCUGUGUCUUAUACCCAAAGACGGAAUGAUUUGGCACUUCAAGGAGACGAAUCACACCUUGAUAGUUCACAACUCAAGACCAUGAUGCCUACUGAUGAACAGUUUGCAAUACUCAUCGUUUUAGGCUUUGCCACCUUGUCUGUUUUGUUUGCCUUUAUACUUCAAUACUUUUUUAUGAAGUAAAUACCCAAUGCAGGUUUGAAGUCUAAACUUAAUUAAUGCUACGCAUUAUAAUCUGCACAUUUAUUCAAAUAUUCCUUUAAAAAGAAAUAUCAAUAUCUUGAAAUCAUUUUAUAUUCAUCUUUUUUACUGUUGCAGCAAGAUACUUCAUCAGUGUUUCGAUGCACCUUUUUGAAAUGCACAACUGCAAAACAGUUAAAAGUUUUUUUUUCUGCUACUAGGGUCUGUAAAAUCAGUGUGUACUGUGGAACCUUAUGGCAGUGAAGUGGAUACUGGAUAUCUAAAUAAACUAGAUUCCAAGAGUAUAUUUUUUUCUUUAAGGUAUUGAAAGAAUAAUCAUUAGUUAAACUAAUCUUAAACAUACACAAUUUCUUGUGUUUAAUAACUUAUCGUAAAUAUAUUUCCUGCCCCUCUUAUUAGCAAAAAAGUUUUUGUCAACACGCAUGGGUGUGUAUGUAUAAUAUAAAUACAUAUAAAUGAUAUAUAUAUAUAUAAAUAUAUAUAUAUCUCAAUCAUCUUAGAUAAAAAUGUGUGAAUCUAUAAAGCCGCAAAAAUCAUUUAAAUGAAAACUGCACAACAGUUUCUACUUUAUUAAGUAAUUUUGAGAAAAAGGGUAGUGUGCAAUAGUCAAUUAAUAUAGCUGUUAAAAGCUGCUUUAAUAUGUUAUUAGUGUACAUAACGUCUCCUAGCUUACUGAGUGUAAAUCAUAAUAUACACAAUUAAAGCAACUCUAAACUUUUUUAAUUAUUGUGAAUAUAUUUUUAGAAUAUCAAGUAUUGUAUUUUAUAUAAAAUAAAGUAAAAAAUAAUGUAAAGAGUGAAUUAAAUUUUUAUUAUAUAGUCAGCAUGUUCAUACCGGUUGCUGAUUAUGAGGUAUAUUAAACAAUAAUAUAAAACACUAAAAUAAUAUGAUUUACAAAAUGUGUACGUUUUUUCAGAACUGUUUUAAGCGCCAAUUACAGUCCAUAAAUUGCAUUAAUUUGCCAAUAUGUCUCUAUCUUCUGAAGGAUAUACACAAAAUUAAAUAACAUUCAUAGAGAAUGUAGUAAUCUUGUAAUUAUUACUCAGUGCAAUACAGAAAAGUCUCCUACAAAGUGCCAUGCAAGCGAUAUUAGUGCUCUACUUUGUAAUACCAGCACUCGAUAAUGUGCGCUGGUAUUACAAGUUAAUCACAAUGUGAACGCGAGCUCGCGUUCGCAUUACUAGAAAGUAUUGUGUUCAAGAGAGCGCUCUUCCAUAGGCUCCUUUGGGUGCCUCGAUAUGAUGCCGUCACAGACGGCAUCAGAACCUUAUGCAGCAAGGGGGUAGCACAGUGAUGGGCAGUAUUUUUAAAUGUAUAUGAAUAUAUACAUAUAUAUUUAUGUGGAAAUAUGUGUAUAUACAUAUAUUAACACAUACAUAUAUAUGUAUAUAGUCAUAUACAUAUAUAUUUACAAUGCCAUCUAUGGAACACACAGUUCCCAUAGACCUCAAUGUAAAGGCACUUUUCAGUGCUGCUUUUUUUUCCCCCAACACCCCACUCCCCCCAACUUUAAAGCCCCAAAACUGCCUAGUGUUGUUUUUUUAAAAUAUAAAAACUGCAAUGCCCUCUAUUUUUAGGGCAUUUGGGGCACUUUUAGAAAAUUAACCGGAGCUAAUUGCUACGUGAGCUCACAGUAGCAAUAACCAGCCACUUGUAAUGGCUGGUUAAUUAUUGCAAUAAUUUAGCGCUCCACUUGUAAUCUAGCCCAAAGUGUUGCUAUGUGCACAGCAAACUCCCAGAUGCCAUUAGGUGGCAUACUAUAGAAAUAUGUCAUUCUUGUAAAUGCAAUGUACAAAAAUGGGUACGCUAAGGAUCUAUCCUGUAAAGGUCAGUUAUCCAGCAGCCUUUGGGCUGAAGUUGGUCAAACUUGGCUUUACUAACUAUUGCUUAAAUUACUAAACAAAACAAAAAAGCAACCGUUAUAAAACAUUACCUACGUUUUAAAACAGCUAAGUUUUACCAACUUCAUAAGAGUCAUUCACACUCCAAUCUGAGAUUAUAAAGUGCAAAAUCAGUUUAUAUUAAAAAAAUAAGUCUGCAGGUUUAAUGUAUAUCAAUGCUACUGUCAGCACAAAUGUUAAUUUUCAAUACACACCCAUGACUUCUGAACAGUGUAAGGUCUGCCUUUAAAGGACCACUAAACACAGGAGUAUAGCUUGAUCCAUAAAUGCAUAAUAAAUAGAAAACGCAAUAGCACUUAGUUUGAAUUUCACUGGAGAAGUAGAUUUUUUUCUGCCAUUUAAAAGUUAGUUUUAUUUUCCUUCCCACUGAAUUAUGUGACGGCCAUCAACCAAUCAAAAAAUGCAUAUGCGUAUAUUCUGUGAAUCUUGCACAUGCUCAGUAGGAGCAUAUAAAAAUAUUCUUCACAUUUAGACAAUAAUUGGAAAGUUGUUAAAUUUUGACAUUAGUGGGGUUUUUUUUUUAAAUAUCUCUGGCUGGCAGAUGCAUUGGUUGAAAUCUAAAUGUAUUUUAAUUUUUUGUGUUUUUUACCCGCUGAUUUUCUAUAGUUAGGAUUUAGAAACUUAGUUGAACUAAGCCUCAGGUAUGACAUUGUUAGGAACAAAUAUUUGUGUCCAUCCAUUUAUAUUUGAGACUUUUUUGUAAUUGGAUUUUUAAGCUCUUACUGUAGCAAGUCGGCAGGUGCAGCGUAUGUCACUUGAAAUCCCCAUAUUUACUCAGCUGCAUUUGACCAGUUAAGUAUUUAUUUUAUAUACUUCUAAUAGCAGGUUGGUCAUUUUUAAUUAGUAUCCAACUUGUACCGGCUUUGGAAAUGCAAGUUGAUUGGUUGUUAAUUGUGACUUUACAACUGAUUUGCAUAUUUUUCUCCUAUUUUACUCACGUUUCCUUAAGUCAGGUCAUAGUCGGUGCAACCUCACUCAAAACAGACCCCUUCAUCUUAGAAAUCAUACGUUACAAAUCUACAUUGUACACUGGCUCUGAGAAGUGAUAAAGAAGAUGCGCCUUGUUUCGUUGCAGAGCGUGAUACGUACACAGCUUUCAGACUGUGUUAUGGCAAUAAUAGCCAGAGCUUGCUUUCAUUAAACUGUUUUGUAGAGGUCGGGAAACAAACCACACCAGUUGUUCUGUCUUAGGUUUUUUCAUUUAAUUAUUCUAAUCUUUAGAUUCCUUGACAUAUAAUCUCUAUAUCUAAAGUAAAAGAUGACCUUAUUUUUCAAGGUAUAAGACAAACUAUAAAUAUGAACCCCGAUGCAUGUAAUGUUUAUUAUACAGGACUCUUAAAUUGGAAUUUAUUAUUAAAACAAGAUCUUAUAUCCCUCUUAAAAUAGUGAUUUCUUUAUAGAGUUGCUAGUUAGCUUACUGUAAUAUAUCUCUAUUGUCUAAAAUGUUAACUUUUACCCCUGCAACCAAGCUGAUAAUACUAUAUUUAACAAUCACAUUAUCCCCAAAAAUAUUGAGGUGUGAUUUAUAAUCUACAAUUUAGCCUCUAACAACAGUUGCAGUGAUAUAGCUGGCAUUGUUUAGGGCUGAUACCUAUGCUAGGCAUGCUCCUAAUGUAUUCACAGGGAGUAAGCAAGAUACCCUUUAUAAUUUGCAUUCAUUUAAAUUACAGUGUCCAGUGACUUCAAAUUAAUCUAUAAAUUAGGCAAUAUUAUAUUCACUGAUGAUAGUAAGUCUUCCCCUUGUACCUGUCCUUACAUGUAGGGCUUUUAAAUAGUUCUUUAUAUCACAUUCAAUAAUAUUGCUUACAAAAUUAGACCAAAAAAAGGUUUUAUUUGUUUACCCUAAAUUCUAACAUAUUCAGCUCAGCUGAUUCAAUACAGCUAAAUUCUGUGGAUUUUUUUAUUAUUAUUUAUCAUCAUGUUAUUUGUUAAAAGAAAAAUGAAAAGACAAAAAAAAGUACCUCAGGGAAAAUAUCAGCUGAAGGUGCAACUCAUUUCCAAAAAGGUGCAACAGACACACAACAUAUUCCCUGCUUUUAUAUAAAUAUAUAUAUUUUGUAUAUUUUUUGUUGCUUUUUUUUUUUUUUUGCAUUGUGAUAAAAUUCUUUGAAAUACGGUGUCAUAUUCCUUCAAUAUAUCUGCUUGCUACUCCCAUAACCAAAGUGAUGGGAAAACCAACAAUAUUAUGUGUUAGGGUUUAUUUUUACAUUAAAUUUGCAUACAGUACUUUAAAUGCAAACUACAGUGCAAUCUUUUUAUUUAUUGUAAAAAAAAAAAAUUACUAAUUUUUGUAGCAUGUUAUAUUUUAUGUUUUUGUAAGUUAGGUCAAUUUUACCCAGCAGCAUUUUAAGUGUUAUAUGUUUUCGUAUGUUAUCUGCAUUUUUUUUAAUCCAGAGCAUAUAAUGCCAAAUAUCACCCGUGAUUGAAACGUUUACAUGUAACCAAAUGUUCUAAUCAUCUCUUCAGAAGAAAGUUUUACGAUUCACAAAUUAUGCUGUGUGCCUAUAUCGAUGUAGCAAUUAUUAGAAAAAUUCUGUAAUAUAAAUGUAACACUAAAUAGAUUAACAUAGCUUUGCAAACUAAUGUUUAUGACAAAGUUGUGGCACGCCAUGUUUUUUUUUUUUUUUAUUUAAAAGUAUUUUUUAUGCAGAUUAUUAUACUUAUGUAUUUUGUGAACAUAAUCUAUGCCGUUGUUAAUAAAAAGAAAAUAUCUUUUUUGUAUUUUAUUUUUUAAGAAGUUAAAUCAUGCCUGUCCCUUAAGUUGAAAAAAAUAAAUAAAUUGUGAUUUUACAGUUAGUGUUUAAAGAGUGCUGCUACCUGUCAUUGUCUCCAAUCCUUAAGGAAAUUGUUGUUUGUUGGCACAUUGUGUUUCAAUUUAGGAAUGUGUUAUUUCAAAGCAGCAUUAUUAUUUAGCCAUUUUUUUUAUAAUAAUGUCACAUGUCACAAACCAAGUAGCUUAUAGAAUCAUUACACAUUCCCUGUUUGAUAUGCUAAUUAGAGUGGUGCAAAACAAUGUUUACUCUCGGAUCACAGAAAUGAUUAAUAGGCAGUAUUUUUGCCUUUCCUUUACUAGGUCAUAAAGAAAGAAUUGCAAGGUACAUAGGAUACUGUACACAUACUAUUGCUUCAAAUUCAAUUAUAAUUCACAAGUUAAUAGUGCUGCUUUGAAAAUGACAUCCUAGCUGUUCUCAUGCAGUCAUUAUUGCUGCAUUUAUCAGCACAACAAGGUGUUAGGAUUAUAUAACUGAGCGCAAACAAGCCACUACGCUGUUAUAUAUGCAACAACACAAUCGGCCAGUUUAAGGAAAAUAUCCUGUUUUUUUUUGUUUUUUUUAAUAAUUAAAUGUUUUAUACAAAUUUUUGUCCAUGAAGACAAAAUAAUUGACAGAAAGUGUAUAUUUUUAUAUUUUAAAUUUUACCACAGACAUCUACUAAUGCUGUGGCAAACACCUCUUUAGUAAUAUGUGACAAACAGGUGUUACCCAUUUGUUUCUAGAUAGCUACACGGUGACCUUGUUUGUACGCUUGACCAUUUACAAUAUACAGGCCAUCUGUGAUUAAUCACUUUAAGUGUUUGAAUGGUAUUCUUGCACAAUUCUUUAAAAUUAAAUUUAAAACAUAUUUUACCUCACUGUUGGACAUUCCAGUCAUUAAAUAUGGAAAUAAUCACAUUUUCUGAUAUUGUAAAUGUAAGACUACUUUGUAUGCAUUGUAUUAAAGCCGUUAUAUAAACUUUAAUGUAUAGAUUUUGCAAAACCAUGCUACAGUAUGUAAGACGUAACUGUACCUUUUAGUGUAUAUGUAAUAUAUUUAUGCUCAAUAAAUGUUUUACCUCCUUUUA
Molecule: messenger RNA, 9552 nt
Organism: Bombina bombina (fire-bellied toad)
Lineage: Eukaryota; Metazoa; Chordata; Amphibia; Anura; Bombinatoridae
Gene: FNDC3B
Product: fibronectin type III domain containing 3B
Exons: 26
Coding region: 172-3792 (1206 amino acids)
Molecular function (GO): protein binding
Source: RefSeq, a predicted model, not a curated record